Messenger RNA from Dromaius novaehollandiae (emu), 6268 nucleotides. RefSeq names its product neurexin-2-like. NCBI's taxonomy places the organism in Eukaryota, Metazoa, Chordata, Aves, Casuariiformes, Dromaiidae. The transcript has 22 exons. The coding region runs from base 51 to 6185 and encodes 2044 amino acids. The record is from RefSeq and is a predicted model, not a curated record.
GCCGCCGGCCGCCCGGCCAUGCUGUAGCCCCCCGGGGCUGGUGGGGCCCCAUGGCCCGCGCGGACGCCGCGGCCCCCCGCGGCCCCCCGGCUCGUCCGGCCGCCGCCGAGGUCCGUCCGGAUGCCGAGGUCCCCCGGGAGCCCGCGGCCGGCCGAAGCCCCGCGGCCCGUCUAGACGCUGGCGGCCACCGAGGCGUCGAGGUCCACCAAGACAUGGGGGUCCCCCAAGACACCGAGGUCCCCCAACGCGCCGUGGCCAACCGAGGCCCCGCGGCCUGUCUAGACGUCGAGGUCCACCAAGACACGGAGGUUCGCCAAGACACGGGGGUCCGCCAAGGCCCCGUGGCCAACCGAGCUGCUGCGGCCUGUCUAGACGUCGAGGUCCCCCAAGGCGUUGAGGUCCCCCAACGCGCCGUGGCCAACCGAGGCCCCGUGGCCCGUCUGGACGUUGAGGCCCACCGAGGCACCGAGAGCCGCCAGGGCUCCACGGCCAACCAAGUCUCUACGGCCUGUCUAGACCCCGAGGUCCACCAAGACCCCAAGGUCCGCCAGGACUUUAUGGCCAACCAAGCCUCUAUGGCGCAUCUAGACUCCGGUGUCCACCAAGCCAUGAAGGUCCCCCAAGCCGCGAAGGUCCCCCGGCGCUUCUCGGCCGGCCAAGCUUCUGCAGCCCAUCGAGACGCCAAGGUGCACCAGGACACCGAGGUCCAUCAGGCCUCCGAGGUCCACCAAGACGUGAAGGUCCCCCAGAACUCCCCGGCCAACCAGGCCUCUGUGGCCUGUCUAGACGCCAAGAGGCACCAGGACGCCAAGGUCCACCACGACACGAAGGUCCACCGAGGCCCCAUGGCCAGCCGAGCCUCCCAGGUGCACCAAGGCACCAAGAUGCACCACGAUAUGGAGGUCCAGCCGGGCCCCAUGGCCAGCCAAGCCCCUGCGGCCUGUCUAGACGCCAAGAUGCACCAAGACAUGGAGGUCCGCCAAGGCCCCAUGACCGACCGAGCUUCUGUGACCCAUCAAGGCUCCAAGGCGCCCCAAGAAAUGGAGGUCCGCCAAGGCCCCAUGACCAACCGAGCCUCCAAGGUGCAUCAAGACAGUGAGACGCACCAAGACAUGGAGGUCCGCCAAGGCCCCAUGACCAACCAAGCCUCCAAGGUGCAUCAAGGUGCCAAGAUGCACCAAGACAUGGAGGUCCACCAAGGCUCCAAGGCCAAUGGAGCCUCCCAGGUGCAUCAAGACAGUGAGAUACACCAAGACAUGGAGGUCCACCAAGGCUCCAAGGCCAACGGAGCCUCCGAGGUGCAUGAAGGCACCAAGACGCACCAAGACAUGGAGGUCUACCAAGGCUCUAUGGCCAACGGAGCCUCCAAUGUGCACCAGGACACCAAGAUAGACCAAGACAUGGAGGUCUACCACCAUUUCAAGGCCAACGGAGCCUCCGAGGUGCAUGAAGGCACCAAGACGCACCAAGACAUGGAGGUCCACCACGGCUCCAAGGCCAACGCAGCCCCCGACGUGCAUCAAGCCGCCGAGACGCACCAGGACACGGGGGCCCACCGCGGCCCCAGGAUGCCCGGGGACGACGACCACCACCGCCGCCGCCGCCGCCCGCCCCCCGGGGCCGCCCCGCGGCUGGGCCUGGCGCUGCUGGCGCUGGGGGCCCUGCUGGCGCCGGGGGCGGGGGGCCGGGCGCUGGAGUUCGGGGGGGCUCCGGGGCAGUGGGCGCGCUACGGGCGCUGGGCGGGCGGCGCCGGGGCCGGGGCCGAGCUGAGCUUCCGGCUGCGGACGACGACGGCGGCGGCGGGGCGGGCGCUGCUGCUCUACCAGGACGACGGCGGCGACUGCGACUUCCUGGAGCUGCUGGUGGCGGCCGGGCGGCUGCGGCUGCGCUUCGCCAUCGGCUGCGGGGCGCCGGCGGCCGUGGAGGCGGCGGCGGCGGUGGGCGACGGGCGCUGGCACGCGGUGCGGCUGCGGCGCGAGGGGCGGCGGGCGGCGCUGGCGGUGGACGGGGCGGCGGCGCGGGCGGGGGCCGUGCGCUCCCGCCGCCCCGACAUGGCGGUGGCCAGCGACCUCUUCGUGGGCGGCAUCCCGCCCGAGCUGCGGCUCUCGGCGCUGACGCUGCGCUCGGUGCGCGACGAGCCGCCCUUCCGCGGCUGGCUGGCCGACCUCCGCGUCGGCGGGGCCCCCGCCCCGCUCCUGGCCGCCCGCGGCGUCCGGGGGGCCGCCUGCGCCCGACGGCCCCCGCCGCCCCGCUGCCGCUGCCCCGACGGCGACGGUGACGGUGACGACGGCGACGAUGGUGACGAUGACGACGGCGACGACGGCGACGACGGCGGCCACGGGCCCCUCUGCGAGCAAGAGGAGCUCCCCGUGCAAGGUCCUGCUCACCUGAUGCUAAGCAGCCAAGGGCCCACGGAGGUCGCCGAGGGGGGGCCCAGCCCCGGCGCCGCCGAGAGCCAGCAUGCGGCAAAAGGGAGCGCGGAGUACGUGGCCACCUUCAAGGGCGCCGAGUUCUUCUGCUACGACCUGUCGCAGAGCCCCAUCCGCAGCAGCGCCGACGAGCUGACGCUGGCCUUCCGCACGCGCCAGCGCCACGGGCUGCUGCUGCACACGGGCCGCUCCGCCGACUACGUCAACCUCUCGCUCAAGAGCGGCGCCGUCUGGCUCGUCAUCAACCUGGGCUCCGGCGCCUUCGAGGCCCUCGUGGAGCCCGUCAGCGGCAAGUUCGACGACGACGCCUGGCACCACGUCCGCGUCACCCGCAACCUGCGCCAGCACGCGGGCAUCGGACACGCUAUGGUGACCAUCGCGGUGGACGGCAUCCUCACCAGCACGGGCUACACGCAGGAGGACUUCACCACGCUCGGCUCCGACGACUUCUUCUACGUGGGCGGCAGCCCCAGCCCCGCCGACCUGCCCGGCUCCCCCGUCAGCAACAACUUCAUGGGCUGCCUCAAGGACGUGGUGUACAAGAACAGCGACCUGCGGCUGGAGCUGUCGCGGCUGGCGCAGGAGGGCGACGGGCGGGUGCAGCUGCACGGGGCGCUGCGCUUCGGCUGCGAGGCCGUGGCCGCCCCCGAGCCCGUGAGCUUCGCGGCGCCGGGCGCGGUGCUGGCGCUGCCGGCCGGGCCCCCCCGGCGCUCGGGCUCCCUCUCCUUCGACUUCCGCACCACCGAGCCCAACGGGCUGCUGCUCUUCGGGCACGGGCGGCCCCCGGCCCCCGGCCCCGGCCCCCCCCGCGCCGACCUCUUCGCCCUGGAGCUGCUCGACGGCCACCUCUACCUGCUGCUGGACAUGGGGGCGGGCGGCGUGCGGGUGCGGGCCAGCGCCCGCAAGGUCACCGACGGCGAGUGGUGCCACGUCGACGUCCAGCGCGACGGCCGCAAAGGCUCGGUGUCGGUGAACAGCCGCAGCACCCCGUUCCUGGCGGGCGGCGAGCGCGAGGUCCUGGACGUGGGCGCGGAGCUCUUCGUGGGGGGGCUGCCGGCGGGGCGCCCGGGCCCCCCCCCGCCGCCGGAGGUGUGGACGGCGGCGCUGCGCUACGGCUACGUGGGCUGCCUGCGCGACCUCUUCGUGGACGGGCGCAGCCGCGACGUGCGGGCGCUGGCGGCCGCCCAGGCCGCCCCCGGCGUGGCCCCCGCCUGCCCCCGGCAGCCCCCCCGGCACUGCGCCGCCGGCCCCUGCCGCCACGGCGGCCUCUGCCGCGAGGGCUGGAACCGCUUCGUCUGCGACUGCCUGGCCACCGGCUACCUGGGCCCCCGCUGCGAGACAGAGGCGGUGGUGCUGAGCUACGACGGCAGCGCCUACCUGAAGGUCGCGGUGGUGGGGCCGGCGCAGACGGAGGCCGAGGACGUGGCGCUGCGCUUCAUGUCGCCGCGCGCCUACGGGCUGCUGCUGGCCACGGCCUCGCGCCGCUCCGCCGACACCCUGCGCCUGGAGCUCGACGGCGGCCGCCUCAAGCUCACCGUGCACCUGGACUGUGAGCGGACGGGCUGCCGCCCCAGCAAGGGCCCCGAGACGCUGUUCGCGGGGCAGCGGCUGGACGACAACGAGUGGCACACGGUGCGGGUGACGCGGCGCGGCCGCAGCCUCCAGCUCUCCGUUGACAACGUCACCGUGGAAGGGCAGCUGCCGGGGCCGCCGAGCCGCCUGGAGCUGCACAGCCUGGAGACGGGCCUGGCCACGGAGCGCCGCUUCCUGCCGGCGCCGCCGCCCGCCUUCCUGGGCCACCUGGCCGGGCUGCUCUUCAACGGGCUGCCCUACCUCGACCUCUGCGCCCGCGGCGAGCUCGGCGCCUGCCAGCUCACCGCCCGCCCGGGCCGCCGGCCCGUCCGCGCCUCCCCCGUGGCCUUCGGCGGCCGCGGCUCCUACGUGGCCCUGCCGGGGCUGCCGCCCGCCGCCGCCCUCCACCUCUUCUUCCAGUUCCGCGCCGCCGCCCCCGACGGCCUCAUCCUCUUCAGCGGCGGCGACGGCGGCGACUUCCUCGUCGUCGAGCUCGUCAAGGGGUACAUCCACUACGUGUUCGACCUGGGGGACGGGCCGUCGCUGAUGAAGGGCAACUCGGAGCAGCCGCUGCACGACGGGCGCUGGCACGAGGUGGCGGUGGCCCGCGAGGGGGGCGGCCUGCACGGGCUGCGCGUGGACGGGCGCCCCGUCACCCAGCACGGCCCCGGCGCCCGCACCCUCGACCUCAAGGGGGAGCUGUACGUGGGGGGCGUGAGCCGGGGGCUGCUGGGGCGGCUGCCGCGGCUGGUGGCGUCGCGCGGCGGCUUCCAGGGCUGCCUGGCCUCGCUCGACCUCAACGGGCGCCUGCCCGACCUGCUGGGGGAGGCCCUGCACCGGGGGGGGCGCGUCGAGCGCGGCUGCAGCAGCCCCAGCACCACGUGCACGGAGGAGUCGUGCGCCAACCAGGGCGUCUGCCUGCAGCAGUGGGACGGCUACGCGUGCGACUGCACCAUGACCUCGUACGGCGGCCCCGGCUGCAGCGACCCGGGCACCACGUACAUCUUCGGCAAGGGGGGGGCGCUCAUCACCUACACGUGGCCCCCCAACGACCGGCCGAGCACCCGCGCCGACCGCCUGGCGCUGGGCUUCAGCACGCAGCAGCGCGACGCCGUGCUCGUGCGCGUCGAGAGCGCCGCCGGCCUCGGCGACUUCCUGCAGCUCCACAUCGCGCAGGGCGCCGUGGGGGUGCUCUUCAACGUGGGCACGGAGGACAUCGCGCUGGAGGAGCGGGGGGCGGCCGUGAGCGACGGGCGCUUCCACGUCGUCCGCUUCACCCGCAGCGGCGGCAACGCGACGCUCCAGGUCGACGGGGGCCCCCUGCACGAGCGCUUCCCCGCAGGCAGCGCGGAUAGCGAGCGGCUGGCGAUUGCCCGGCAGCGCAUCCCCUACCGGCUCGGCCGGGUGGUCGAUGAGUGGCUGCUCGACAAAGGGCGGCAGCUGACCAUCUUCAACAGCCAGGCGGCCGUGCGGGUGGGGGGCCGCGACCGGGGCCGCCCCUUCCAGGGGCAGCUCUCGGGCCUCUACUACAACGGGCUCAAGGUGCUGGCGCUGGCGGCCGAGGGGCACCCGCGCGUGCGCCUGGAGGGCGACCUGCGCCUGGUGGGCGAGCCGCCCCCCCCCGCGCCCCCGGGGGCCACCGCCGCCCCCCCCGACAUGGCCACCACCAUCAUGGAGACCACCACCACCAUGGCCACCACCACCACGCGCCGCGGGCGCUCCCCCACCCUGCGCGACACCGUGGCCCAGAACACGGACGAUCUCUUGGUGGCGUCGGCCGAGUGCCCCAGCGACGACGAGGACCUGGAGGAGUGCGAGCCCGGCACAGCGGAGCCGGGGGGGGGCCGCCCCCCGCCGCCCCCGCCGCCGCCGCCGGGCGCCGUGGAGGUGGUGCGCGAGGCCGGCAGCACCACGGGCAUGGUGGUGGGCAUCGUGGCCGCCGCCGCCCUCUGCAUCCUCAUCCUCCUCUACGCCAUGUACAAGUACCGCAACAGGGACGAAGGCUCCUACGGCGCCGAGGCGGCCGCCGCCGCCGCCGCCGCCGCCCGGGCAGGGGGGUCCCGCGGGGCCGCCGCCGCCGCCGCCGCCGCCGCCGCGGGGGGGGCCGGCAAGGAGAAGCCGCCCGGCCCCGCCAAGGCGCCUGCCAAGGGGAAGAAAAACAAGGACAAGGAGUAUUACGUGUGAGCGCCCCGGAGCCAGCGACGCGGGGUGUCGUGUCCCCCCCCCGACGGAGAAGGAGCGACGCGGGGCCCCCUCCCCGGACCGAC